Oikopleura dioica is the source of this 780-nucleotide messenger RNA. Lineage: Eukaryota; Metazoa; Chordata; Appendicularia; Copelata; Oikopleuridae. The record is from the annotation of a GenBank genome assembly.
AUGUGCUACUGUUUUUCCGCCAAAAACAACAUCACUGGCGCUUCUCUCUCAAAGGUCUUUGGAGUAGCCUUCAAAGCGUGUUUGGACAACAGAAACAGGCUUCACAAAGAAGCAGGAAAAGCGCCAGUAGACGUAGAAAGAUGGAACAUUCCGCCAUCGAAAGCAGAAGAAAAAGAGCCUGAAGUUACAGAAAGUCUGAUUCAAAUCGACACUGUUCCCGAUCCCGUUAAUUCAUCAAAUGGCACGAGCUUUUCAAACACCCCAGUCGCCUCCCCGGAUAGCCUCCAAAGCGGCUCCAAUGAUUUGAUACGAGCCCGACCAGCUCCGUCGGCGGAUUUAGUGCGCCAAGCAAGUUUACGAAUUCCCUUGAAAAACGCGAACCAAGCCGGCCCUUUCAAGAAGUCCGUUUCAAUGAGGGCAUAUUCCAAGCCAAACAAGCCACAAACAGAGGAAGUCAAAAACUGGACGGAUCAAUUGGAAGCAAUCAAGCGGUUGAAUAUCGAAGUGCACAACGCAAAGCCAGUGCAUGACGGGCCUGCUUGGGAGCCUGCAGAUCCCUUUAACGAACUCGCAAACCGCCACAAUCCCGUGACUUCGCCGAAGUCUCCGCCUGCAAUUCCGUCGCGGGCCCCGCAAAGUCCCCCGAAAGCGUCGCCUUUCAGCGGUAUGAGCGGCAUGCCAACUCGUUCGCUCAACUCGUCAAACUCGUCGUCGCCCUUCGCCAUGGAUGCAGAGCCAAACAGUAUCAUGUACGGUAGUCAAUUCCGAAAAAUCAUGUAG